GCCACUAUCUUCUCCUCUGGCCGUAGUACUGACAGCCCGUACGGAGCGGGAUGUGAAACAAAAGAAAGAGACUCAAAAGUGGCCAGAGAAGAAACAAGGUAACUGAGAAAUAGAGGGCUCACUGAAACUAUCAUUCACAUAUAUUUAUACAGAUAAAACAAAUCUGGCUGCGGUUCUUUCGCCCAGCAUGUUGAGCAGCUAAUGAGAGUCCAUUGUGAGCAGAUUCAGAGCUCCUUCAGCUGAAACAGACUCUCACUGUUUCAGAGAGUGCUGAGGUAAAUGGAAGCGCAGCUGCUGUGCUGUGAGGGGGACAGGCCUGCCAUCCGGAGGGCCUGCCAGGACUCCAACCUGUUGACUGACCGGGUCCUGCAGGCUCUGCUGCGGGCUGAAGACAAGUACCUCCCCGCUCCAAACUACUUCAAAUGCGUCCAGAAAGAGAUCUCUCCGUACAUGAGGAGGAUAGUGGCCACCUGGAUGCUGGAGGUGAGUUUAUACACGGAUGUAACCUCACUGUUACAAAGUUUAUCUCUCUGUCUGGAAAGUUGUAUUUUCACUUUUUGGAGAGAUUGAAAACAGUUUAUUGAUUCGGCAUGCAAACUUGAACGACAUUCAUAUUCAGACCCAAAUUUAAGACAUACUCACACUGCUCUCUAGCACCGCUCCUGUGUUAGUGGGUGGUAAAAGAGACUAGCAGGAGAUAUUAUGUUAUAAAUGAGUAAAGUAUGUAUGCCGAUUGAAAUAUUAAUGCCUAUUAAGUGAGAACAGCCGAAAAAAGUUUUAUACUAUUGCAGUCUACCGGAAAAAUAAGCGGCUUUUAAAAAAUAUAGUGACUUUUUCAAUGGGGUCUGGAAGUAUGUUAGGCAACGUCACAAGAAUUGCUAUCAAAUAAACGAACUGGGUAAACAGGAGCAUGCAACAGGUUUAUAAAUGUCUCUUUGUAACUUCUUGAAGACGAUAAGAAUGAAUAAGAAACUGAAGCUGCCAUGUUUAAAAUGUAUAUUUUCAUCGGUUUAUUCAGCUUAACAAAUUUUAAUUGUUUCAACAAAAGCGAAUCGUCGCCGUAUUCAGUGAAAAAACUGGUCCUGUCUGCUCACAUGCUGGGUUACCUCUACAGUGAGUAGUAACAUUAGAAACCCAUAGAGGCUGUGCAGUUCAACUUUUCAUGAGUUUUUUGUGUCAAAGUUAGGAUCCCCAGACCACGCGUUGUCUUUGUGUUGGAGGGUCGUGAGGAGCUAAAGAGGUUCUCAGGUUUUACUGAGGCUCCAUAUCCUCUGCAAUUAACAUUAUUCUCCUUUACAGCCUGUUAUAGUCACGGAGACACCAGCUCUAUACAGCAGGGUUGUUACUGUCUGUUUCAAUGAGGGAUUACUGACAUGUAAUGACACAUCCAUACAACUUAUUUAUGAGGAACACUUUUUAUCCUACUGUCCUCACUCAACAUUUGCGUUAAAGGACUUUUAACAGUCAAGAAAGGCAGACAUCCUGUAGAUUAGACCUGAUCAUUCAAAAAGGACUUUUGUGAUUUUCCGUCAUUAGCAAGAAACUUAACUUAUUCUCACUUUAACAGAGGUUCAACUAGCUUCCUUUUGAUAUUUUAACCAAGGUUAUUAGUUUGUUAUGUCAUGGCCCACUUAUGAAAUUGUUGCAGAGUAAUCCAGUCAUUUUUUUGUUUUGUCAAGGCUUAAAUAACCAAUGUCUUAAAUGUUUCUCUCAAUUAUUAUUUCUGACCAGGGAUUAAUCUGUCAGUUAGAUACAAUAAGAUACAAACAGGGAAUGUCUGAAAGUGGAGUAUCAAGUGGUCACAUUAGAAAAAGGAGUCUCUAAAGCAGAGUUAAAACCCCUCCUUUCCCUUUAUUGAACACACGGUUUAGUUUUUGGAUGGAAUAUCAAAUUGGUGGUACUGAAAGAAGCUCUGCCCCAAAAACUACCAUACCCCAUGUGUUUUCAGUGUCUUUUGGACUGUUUUCACUCUCUAGUUAAAGAUAUUUUCAGAGUUUUGUCACAGGGCCACUCAUGCAUUUGCAUUCUGUCACAAAUUGAGCUCAUUUUACCACCGCUGAUAGUAAUCGGUUCACAGAUGUUGAAAACUGUCCAGAUCAACUCUGAUCCAACAGUUCAGACUUCUGCCUCGAACAACCUUCCAGGUGCUACUUUUCUCCAACCAAAAUAAAAACAUACGCCCACACAACAGUAACUUUAUCAAUGAAUACUGUAAGGAUUGUGGGAAAGUUAGACAUGUAUUCUGCGGCUUACAAGGCACAUGAGAUUUGACACACAAACACAACACCUGCUAUCCCAUAUUAACAACUCAGUCAUGUGUGAUAGUGUUAAACACAAACAGAAAUAAAGAACUUAGAGAGUAAAGAAAUAAGGUUUGAACAUGUGCAAAUAUUAAACUCUCCCUGUAUAAAAGAUCCAUUCUUGAAAUGAGACUUUAUUUUCGGCACAAAAGUGUGUUUAUAAUGAAAAACAGCCUCCAGCUGUGUGUGUCUGAUGCAGACUUUUGGAUAUCAGUUACAAGUCAGUCAUAGCUUCAUAAUAAUUGACCAUUUCAUGAUCCCUAACUGGGUACUUAGGACAUGUCUUACUACACUCUGAGCCAUAAAAAUACAUUAAAUUCUCAAUAAAGUAGGAAGUGUCAAUACAAAAACCAGUACCUGUACUACAACUAUUUUGAUUUUUGUCUGUGAUCAAAUUAGUGUUCAAUUUUGUAAAAAGAUCACAAAAUGAAUUCAUGGAUUAACAGAUUCAACAGUAGGUCCCAACAUUGAUUAAUAAACAGUUAAGAAUAAAGCUGUUGUUGUCUGGGUUACCUGUGCAGGUGUGCGAGGAGCAGAAGUGUGAGGAAGAGGUCUUUCCCCUGUCCAUGAACUACCUGGACCGCUUCCUGUCAGUGGAGUGUACAAAGAAGAGUUGCCUGCAGUUACUGGGAGCUGCCUGCAUGUUUCUGGCGUCCAAACUAAGAGAGACGAUCCCCCUGACGGCAGAGAAACUCUGCAUCUACACCGACAACUCCAUCACUCCCUCACAGCUGCUGGUAGGUGGACAGAGCGCUGAUGAAAGUCUCUGUUUUUUACAUGUAAGGGUCACAUUAAGGACAAAAAAGUUAGAGAUAGAGAGGACUAAGCUGAAAUGUCAUGCACGACUAUGAGGUGGAUUUAUUUAUGCAACAUUACGGUUUCAGAUGAUUCUCUGUAUUAUAGCUGAGGAUCUAAACUGCUGAUUUACAGCUGAAACUCUUAAUAUUACCUGGUGAGCUGAUAAUCAGCCAGCUCUGUGACACUAUGAACUCUGCUCAGCUGUUCUUCGGAUGUGACUAGAGUGACCCUUCCUGCAGCAAAGAGCGCAAUGAUUGGAUAUUCACUCAAUGGGAAGAGUUUUCUCACCUUAGCAGACAGACUAAUAGGCUUAUAUGAGGAAACCUGUUCAGUGUAAUUUAGAGACACAUGCAUCAACAUUUUCUUUAAAUCUCAAAGGGCUCAGAUGUUACAUAGAGUCUGCUAAAUUCUUAUUUGUUCAGUUAUUUCUGAACCUAAACGACAUGUACAGUUUGCUGGUUUGAGACACACUGAGCAGGAUGAUACGAUGUGAUCUGAGGUCACAUCAAAAGAAUUAAACAGAACAUGUUUGCUCUGCUGUAAAAGACAUAAACCUCCUGGAAACACAUCCAAUCUUCGUAAAAAAAUGAUUUCUUUAAAUUUGAGCUUCAUCUUGAGUUCCUCCAUGAUCUCUCAGACCUCGUAAACUCUCACUUCUAAACCUCUUCAAAGCAAAGCCAGCAGUGUGAGUUUCGGGAAAUGCACGUCCAUCACACCCUGACCCGUCAGAAACUUAAACCUCCAACUUUAGCAGAAAUCAGCAGAGUAAGUGUUGGAGUUUAAAGCAGGCGGUGAUGAUUCUUACCUGUCAGGCUGGAGCAGGCGCAGUGACAGCCGGAGUUUAGCGCUGACUGAGUGAUGUUGAAGUGGAUGGCACACAAACAGAACCAAGUCAGAGAGAAAAAUCAUGCAAGGAGACUAUUUAUAAAAAACUAAAAUCACUGAAAUUCAAAAACACUUAUUAGACUAUGGAUGCUUUAUCAAACAGCCUAAUAUCAUAUUCAGAAUUAUUACAUCCCACGUUUCCAUCUUUUUCAAGUCUUGUGCCGGUGUUGUCUCAGAUGAAACUCACACCCAUCUCCGAGUCUGAGGUCAAACCAUGUGACUGUUUCGCCUUAAAGUGUCUGGUACACCAUUGUGUCAUACGGCAAAGAAAACAAACCAACAGGAGAAAGAUCCUUUCUUAAAGUAGAGACAGACUCUUCUAAAAGCCAGCAGACCACACUGACACAGGUGGUGGUUUUACCUCAAAGAAAGGGGGAGUUAUUAGUCUGUCACUGCCCUCCUGAGUUUGUCUGAGCAGAGGCUGAAACCAGACUGAAAAAAACAAACUAUAAAAAAACCACUCAUCAUUCCAAACUAAGCGGUAUGUUUUGGCAGAGGGACACAAGCAGUUUACAGACAUGACUGCUUUUAUCAGAUGAGUGGAGGAGAACGAUAAAAUAGUGGAUUCUUGUGGGGCACAGCUAUCCAAAAAGUUUGAGGAAACUUCAGUCUUCAGAGCUGAGUCUUAGAUGAUUUUCCAGACCGUUCUGAAUUUAAGGUCCCUGGAUGAUGCCUGAAUCCUUUCCUCAUUGAUCAACACUGUAGGUCACUCCCUGACUGAAAACAGUGGCUGAAUUGCCCCACAGUUCACUCUUGGGGAGUGUUGUAAUGGUCUUCAAGUCCUACUGAUCAGUGCUUCCUCAGUGAAACCCUAAAUCCAAAAACCCAACUUACACCUGGUCAUCUGUCCUCUCUCACAGCAGAUGGAGAUGAUGGUUUUGAACAAGCUGAAGUGGGACCUGGCGUCUGUAACCCCUCUGGACUUCAUCGACCACUUCCUGUCCCAGCUGGCAGUCAGAACGGAGAACAAACCGAUUCUCAGGAAACACAUACAAACAUUUGUGGCUCUCUGCGCUACAGGUAAAGACCAGUUUAAGUCUUUGUGUUGUAUCCAUCAACUUAACUCUCAAACUGGUCUGAAUGGCACCUCAGAGGAGUUUGACCGAUAAGCUCAGGUUUUAAAGGGAUAUUUCAGUAUUUUUAAAGUAGUGUUAUACGAGUUAUAUACAGCCUCUCUUAUUAAAAACUGCAGAGAGAAUGUGCACACAUGCUAGGGUACAGUUUUCUGUAGACAGACAACGCUGACCCAAACUCUCAUCCAAGCCCAGGGAAUUUUUUAGCACUUUACUCCACCAACCGGAAGUCCAUUUGUUUGUUUAGACACAACACAUACAGGUGCUCCUUUUCCGGCAGCAGGAGCAGCUAAUCCGGUAGAUGAUGUACGAGUUGGUGAUAAAUUCAGAUGUUUCAAAAUUUUUGCAUCUGUUUUCCUUAAUGAUAAUCACCAGAUGCCUCGCAUCAUUCUUUGGAGACAGUCAUGUGUGUAGUUUGUUAUCCCAGAAUCAGCAGUGUAUUUUGGUCAGGUAAACAGAUCUGAGAGCUGAACUCGGACUCUGAAGAUUCUCUAAUGUAUAGCUUUUCUGGUCUUGAACUAAGUGGAUAAAAGCCAGCGUUCAGUCUCCAGUACAGCAGUGGACUCUGGUGUGAACUGCUGCUGUAUUUGGAUUCCCAAAGAUUCAGGGGUUUUGCUGGAACACAGUCUCACUCUGCUGACCGAUAUUUUGAUUCUGAGGUUCUUCUCAGUUUAUCUGUUUUCAUCAUAAAUUAUCCAUAAAGAUCCCUCUGACCGUGCCGUGUGUUUCCAUCAUGUGCAGACGUGAAAUUCAUCGCCAGUCCUCCAUCCAUGGUGGCAGCCGGCAGCAUGGUGGCGGCGGUGGAGGGUUUACAGAUGAGGAUGGUGGGGGGUGCCUCCAUCUGUGAGAAGCUGACUGAGCGGCUGGCUCAGACCAUCAGGAGCGACCCGGUGAGUCCACCUGCUGGUCACAUGAUCUCUGAGACACACCUGAGCUGUCAGAGCAUCACACUGACCUGAACUCUCUCUCUCUCUCUCCUCAGGACUGCCUCAGAGCAUGUCAGGAGCAGAUCGAGUCUUUGCUGGAGACCAGCCUCAGGCAGACCCAGCAACAACAGCACGCUGUUGUCAUAGAGACCAAGAGCAGCAGCGAGGGGCAGGACCUCUCAGCUACACCAACAGACGUCAGAGACAUCAACAUCUGAGGAUGGAUAUGAAGGAUAUAAAGACACACGAGUGUGUGUGUUCACACUCUGCAGAGGGCGAAGUGAGUGUAUGAACUGUUAUAACACCACGUCUGACAUGAGGGACCAGGAGAGAAGCUGAUUGGACAGAAACAUGUCCAGGACUAACAGCAGACUGAUAUUCAGUGUGAAGUGGAGAGCAGCUCAAAGAGAAAAGAACAAAUUUACACCUCAGAGGAGGAGGUGGUAGCACCAGCAGAGGUGUUGACCCUCCUUCCACCACUGAACCUCUGAAACCCUCUGAAGCUGAUACAAAGACGACUCUCACACUGAUGUGUUUGAUAUUUAAAACCCAGACUUCUGUUAUUUUAAUGCUGAGAGUUUCUGGAAACACAGCUGAUCUUGUUUACUGUUUGAAAAAUUCAAGGGGUUUGUUUCAGUGUUAAACACACAUAUGAACUUUUCAAUAAAUCUAUUUCUAAUAAAUAUUGAAGAUAGCA
Molecule: messenger RNA, 6679 nt
Organism: Xyrichtys novacula (pearly razorfish)
Lineage: Eukaryota; Metazoa; Chordata; Actinopteri; Labriformes; Labridae
Source: the annotation of a GenBank genome assembly